Molecule: messenger RNA, 2829 nt
Organism: Emys orbicularis (European pond turtle)
Lineage: Eukaryota; Metazoa; Chordata; Testudines; Emydidae
Gene: AASS
Product: aminoadipate-semialdehyde synthase
Exons: 24
Coding region: 1-2829 (942 amino acids)
Cellular component (GO): cytoplasm
Molecular function (GO): saccharopine dehydrogenase activity
Source: RefSeq, a predicted model, not a curated record
AUGCUACGAACAUUCAGAGACACAACUGGCAAGUUUGGGGUCCACCUUUUUAAGUGCCGUCACCAUCAUAAACCUGUACUGGCAAUCAGGAGGGAAGAUGUUAGUGUUUGGGAAAGAAGAGCACCUCUAGCACCAAAGCAUGUUAAAGAGCUAACAAAUCUGGGAUACAAAGUCUUAAUACAACCAUCAAACCGGAGAGCCAUCCAUGAAAAGGAAUAUAUAAAAGCAGGUGGCAUUAUUCAAGAAGAUAUUUCUGAGGCAUCUCUAAUUGUGGGAGUGAAGAGACCUCCAGAGGAUAAAUUAAUUCCUAAGAAGAAUUAUGCAUUUUUCUCUCAUACCAUUAAAGCCCAAGAGGCAAACAUGUCUCUACUGGAUGAAAUUCUAAGAAAGGAAAUUCGAUUGAUUGACUAUGAGAAAAUGGUUGAUCACAGAGGACUACGAGUGGUAGCCUUUGGACAGUGGGCUGGUGUAGCAGGAAUGAUCAAUAUUUUACAUGGAAUGGGAUUACGAUUUCUUGCCCUAGGACAUCACACUCCUUUCAUGCACAUUGGUAUGGCUCAUAACUACAGGAACAGCAGCCAGGCUGUGCAGGCAGUGCGGGAUGCUGGCUAUGAAAUCUCUCUGGGUUUGAUGCCAAAGUCGAUUGGACCCUUAACGUUUGUGUUUACAGGCACUGGUAAUGUUUCUAAGGGUGCCCAAGAAGUGUUCAAUGAACUCCCCUGUGAGUUUGUGGAGCCACAUGAACUGAGGGAGGUUUCCAAAUCUGGAGACCUUAGGAAAGUGUAUGGGACAGUGUUAAGUCGUCACCAUCAUCUUGUAAGGAAGACCGAUGGGGUGUAUGAUCCGGAGGAAUAUGACAAACAUCCAGAACUCUACACUUCUCGUUUUAAUACUGAUAUUGCACCGUACACUACUUGUUUGAUUAAUGGAAUAUACUGGGAGCAACACACCCCUCGCUUGUUAAAUCGAUACGAUGCAAAAAAGUUGCUGGCUCCGGUUAAACCUUCUGCUGCUGCAACUGAGGGUUGUCCAGAGUUACCACACAAACUUAUGGCAAUAUGUGACAUUUCAGCAGAUACUGGAGGAUCCAUAGAAUUUAUGACCGAGUGUACAUCAAUUGACAGUCCAUUUUGUAUGUAUGAUGCUGACCAGCAUAUUAAUCAUGGCAGUGUGGAAGGCUCUGGGAUUCUGAUGUGUUCCAUUGACAACUUACCAGCCCAGCUUCCUAUAGAAGCAACUGAAUACUUUGGAGACAUGCUCUUAACUUAUAUUGAAGAGAUGUUGUUAUCUGAUGGCUCACAGCCUCUCGAAAGCCAGAAUUAUUCACCUGUUGUACGAGAUGCAGUGAUUACGUCCAAUGGUUCAUUGACUGAUAAGUAUAAAUAUAUCCAGAAAUUGAGGGAGAGCAGGGAAUACUCGCGGUCACUAACCAAGGAUAAGAAGAGGGUCUUGUUACUUGGAUCUGGCUAUGUUUCUGGCCCUGUGAUAGAAUACCUCACAAGAGAUCCCAAUGUAGAAAUCACCGCAGUUUCUCCACUGACUCUUUAUCUCAGAACAGCAUCCAUCAUGAAGGAGCAACUUGGCCAGCUGACCAAGAAAUACAACAAUGUUACUUCUGUUCAUGUGGACAUCAUUAAGCGCGAGGAUAAACUGUCCUCCUUGGUGAAGACACACGACCUUGUGAUCAGCUUGCUGCCUUACUCAGCACAUCCUUUAGUCGCUAAGAAGUGCAUUGACAGCAAAGUAAACUUAGUGACAGCCAGCUACCUAACACCAGCUAUGAAAGAACUCCAAGAAAGUGUAGAAGCUGCUGGUAUUACGGUUAUCAGUGAAAUCGGUUUGGAUCCUGGCCUCGAUCAUAUGUUGGCGAUGGAGUGUAUUGAGAAGGCAAAAGAUGUAGGCGCUACGGUCAUAUCGUACACUUCCUUCUGCGGUGGCCUGCCAGCUCCUGAAUAUUCUGCUAAUCCUCUGCGAUACAAAUUCAGUUGGAGUCCACAGGGUGUUCUGUUGAAUACGAUUCAGUCUGCCACAUAUUUAAAAGAUGGAGAGGUUAUUAAUAUUCCAGCUGGAGGAGCAUUGCUUGAUUCUGUUGCUGUCAUGGAUUUUUUCCCAGGAUUAAAUUUGGAAGGUUUUCCCAACAGGGACAGUACAAAAUAUGCGGAACCAUAUGGUAUUCAGUCAGCCCAUACCUUGAUAAGAGGCACCUUAAGGUAUAAGGGGUAUUCGAAAGCCGUGGGAGGCUUUGUAAAAUUAGGUUUAAUAAACCCAGAUCCAUAUCCUUUGCUUAGCUCAACGGCACUACCUAUAACCUGGAAAGAGCUGAUGUGUAAGCUGCUUGGACUCAAACCUUCUGCCGAAUCUGCUGUCCUUAGAGAUGCAAUCUACAACAAACUGGAACAGGACAACAGUCAGCUGCAAGCAGUGGAAUGGUUAGGGAUACUUGGAGAUGAGCCAGUUCCUAUAGCAGACUCCAUUGUGGGGGCACUUGCCAAGCACAUGGAGCUGAAGCUGCCCUUUGGUGCUGGAGAACGAGAUAUGAUAAUUAUGAGAAAUGAAAUAGGUAUCAGGCACCCAUCUGGCCAUUUGGAAGAUAAAUUCAUCAAUCUGGUUGUGUAUGGUGAUGAUAAAGGAUAUUCUGCAAUGGCUAAAACUGUAGGGUACCCCACAGCUAUUGCUGCUAGGAUGGUUCUAGAUGGUGAAAUUGAUGCCAAAGGCAUGGUAAUUCCAUUGACGAAGAAUAUCUAUGCACCAAUUCUUGAGCGCAUUAGAGCAGAAGGCAUUGUAUGUAGUACCCAAAGCAUUAUCCGACAAGAACUAACAAGAGAUUGA